This is a messenger RNA of Amaranthus tricolor (Joseph's coat), 778 nucleotides long. Its product is annotated as proline transporter 1-like. NCBI's taxonomy places the organism in Eukaryota, Viridiplantae, Streptophyta, Magnoliopsida, Caryophyllales, Amaranthaceae. The coding region runs from base 100 to 399 and encodes 99 amino acids. The transcript has 3 exons. The record is from RefSeq and is a predicted model, not a curated record.
UCUAAUUUGUUGAUUAACUAAUGCAUGUGGAACUUUUACAUACUUUCCCUAUAAAGAAGCUGAACUGGCAACGCAAAAAUCAUCCUGAAAAAAAUAUCUAUGGAGAAACAAGAUGUGUUUAGUCAACCACAAGUUUUGAGCUUAGAAUCAGGCUCAGUAAAGGAUGACCAAAUCAUGACUGACAUAACAAUUUCAGCUCACACUAUUGGCAACGAUUCAUGGCAGCAAGUUAGUUUGCUGCUCGUAACGAGCUUUAACUGUGGAUGGAUAUUGAGCUUUUCAAAUCUUAUGUUGGUGCCUCUAGGUUGGGUAUGGGGUGUUAUCAGCUUGGUUCUUGUUGGGUGGUUUAGUGGCUAUUCAAGCUGGCUAUUAGGAGAUUUUCAUAUCAUUCAAGGCUAGAGAUUCAUCAGAUAUAGAGACGUCAUGGGUUAUUUGUUUGGGAAAAAAAUGUACUAUGUCACAUUCAUAUUCCACUUUUCAACCUUCAUAUUGGGAAACAUGGGUUUUAUCCUUCAAGGAGGCAAAUCACUGAAGGUGUAUAUUCCGUAAAUUCUACUCCCUCCGUUUUUAAUAAAGUUUUGACGAAAAAUAUUCAUGAAAAUUAAGAAAAAUGAAUCUUUUUGACCUUCAAUAUAUUAUUUUAUCAAAUAAUAAAUUUGAUAGAAUGUUCACGGAAAUUAAGAAAAAUAAAAUUAUUUAGACAAUGAGUAUAUUAUUUUAUUAAAUAAUAAUUUUGAUGGAAUGUUCACGAAAAUUAGGAAGAAUAGAAUAUUUUGGA